Molecule: messenger RNA, 3699 nt
Organism: Tachyglossus aculeatus (Australian echidna)
Lineage: Eukaryota; Metazoa; Chordata; Mammalia; Monotremata; Tachyglossidae
Gene: NSMAF
Product: neutral sphingomyelinase activation associated factor
Exons: 32
Coding region: 294-3074 (926 amino acids)
Molecular function (GO): protein binding
Source: RefSeq, a predicted model, not a curated record
CUUGGAAAGUCCAAGUUGGCAAUAUAUAGAGACGGUCCCUACCCAACAGUGGGCUCGCAGGCUAGAAGGGAGCGGGCCCCGGGCCUAGGAGGAAGGGGAAACGGAGGCGGCCGAGACGAGGAGCGGAGCAAACUGCGGCGGCGGGCGGCAGGACCGGCCCCAAAGCCCCGCAGUCCCGGCUGGGCCUCCUGCCGGCCUGCCUGCCGGCCUGCCUGCCUUGCCUGCCUGCCGGUGUACCGGGCCCCCGUGUGCCGCUGUGGGGCCGCAGCGGGGGUUCCGGGCGGCCCCGGCCCAUGGCUUUCCUCCGGAAGGACCAGCAGCAGCGGCUCUACUCCAGGGAGAGGUUUUCCCUGCUGUUGCUGAACUUGGAGGAAUAUUACUUCGAGCAACACACGGCCAAUCACAUCGUUACAAAGGGCAGCCAGACCGAAAGAAAAAUCAGGGGUUCAUUUAAAAUCUGUUCAAAAUCAGUGAUUUUUGAACCUGAUGAGAGCUCCCAUCCCAUCAUUAAGAUUCCUCUGAGAGAUUGCCUUCAGAUAGAAAAGCAAGAAGCUAGUGGAGCAAACAGCCUCUUCUCAAAGACUGAUCAUGGAAGGAUUGCUCUCACUUUCACUCAGGUUUAUUUCAUUAAGGAGCAUAAUAUUGUUGCACCGUAUAAACUUGAAAGGGGCAAAAUGGAGUAUGUCUUCGAACUGGACGUAGCAAGGAAAGUGCAGGAUGUUGUGGAGACUUUGCUUCAGCUACACAGAGCUUCUCGCCUUGAUAAACUGGGAGAUCAAACGGCAAUGAUAACAGCUAUAUUGCAGUCACGUUUGGCCAGAACAUCAUUUGACAAGAACAGGUUUCAAAGUGUUUCGGAAACUCUGCACAUGGAAUGUAAAGCAGAAAUGGUGACUCCUCUGGUGACUAACCCUGGGCACGUCUGCAUCACGGACACAAACCUGUAUUUCCAGCCCCUGAAUGGCUAUCCUAAACCAGUAGUCCAAAUAACACUCCAAGACGUUCGCCGGAUUUACAAAAGGAGACAUGGCCUCAUGCCUAUGGGCCUAGAAGUAUUUUGCACAGAAGAUGACCUGUGUUCUGACAUCUACCUGAAGUUCUAUGAAUCUAAAGAGCGAGAUGAGCUUUAUUUCUACAUUGCAACGUAUCUAGAUUGCAACCAAAAACCCAACUUUGAUGAAAACCACAUUGCAGAACAUACAGCAGAGAGUUACAUGCUUCAGUGGCAGCGCGGGCAUAUCUCCAACUAUCAGUAUCUUCUUCACCUCAACAAUCUGGCCGAUCGCAGCUGCAAUGACCUAUCCCAGUAUCCCGUGUUUCCCUGGAUAAUAAACGAUUAUACCAGUGCGGAGUUAGAUCUGUCAAAUCCUGAAACCUUCCGGGAUCUUGGUAAACCAGUAGGUGCACUAAAUAAGGAAAGGCUGGAGAGGUUAUUGACUCGCUAUCGGGAAAUGCCGGAGCCAAAGUUCAUGUAUGGGAGCCACUACUCUUCUCCCGGUUAUGUUCUUUUUUAUCUCGUUCGAAUUGCCCCUGAAUACAUGCUGUGUCUACAGAACGGAAGAUUUGAUCAUGCAGACAGAAUGUUUAACAGUAUUGCAGAAACAUGGAAGAACUGUUUGGACGGUGCCACUGAUUUUAAGGAGUUGAUUCCGGAGUUCUAUGGUGAUGACUUCAGCUUUUUAGCCAAUCACUCAAAGUUGGAUUUGGGGAAGAGGCAAGGAGGAAAAAUGGUCGAUGAUGUGGAACUUCCACCCUGGGCUUCAGGCCCCGAGGACUUCCUUCAGAAAAGCAAAGAUGCAUUAGAAAGCCCUUACGUGUCAGAGCAUCUUCACGAAUGGAUUGACCUCAUCUUUGGCUACAAGCAAAAAGGAAGCGAAGCGGUUGGGGCCCGAAAUGUAUUCCAUCCCCUGACCUACGAGGGAGGCGUUGACCUGUACAGCAUCGAAGACCCCGAUGAGAAAGUGGCCAUGCUGACCCAGAUCCUGGAAUUCGGGCAGACACCCAAACAGCUGUUUUCCAUUCCACACCCUCGGAGGAUCACCCCGAAGUUCAAGAGUUCAUCCCAAACAUCCAGUUACAACACUUCCAUUGCCGAUUCCCCUGUCUCUCCAGGGGAAGAGUCUUUUGAAGACCUGACUGAGGAAAGCAAGACACUGGCUUGGAACAACAUUACCAAACUGAAGCUACAGGAGCAAUUCAAGAUUCACAAAGAGGCAGUUACGGGGAUAGCAGUGUCCAGCAACGGCUCUUCCAUCUUCACGACUUCUCAAGAUUCUACCCUGAAGAUGUUUUCUAAAGAAUCAAAAGCACUCCAGAGAAGUGUGUCUUUUUCAAACAUGGCUUUAUCAUCUUGUUUAAUCCUACCAGGAGACUCCACUGUCGCCUGUUCCUCAUGGGACAAUAAUAUCUAUUUUUACUCUAUAGCAUUUGGGAGAUGCCAGGACACACUAAUGGGGCAUGACGACGCAGUCAGCAAAAUCUGUUGGCAUAACAACAGACUCUACUCUGCAUCUUGGGACUCUACAGUGAAGGUGUGGCUUGCUGGUUCUGCAGAGACCACGGGGACCAGAAGACACAACUUUGACCUGUUGACUGAGUUGGAACAUGAUGUCAGUGUGGACACGGCCAGCCUGAACGAGGCCGGCACGCUGCUGGUGACAGGCACCCGGGAGGGCUCCGUCAACAUCUGGGACCUGUCCGCCGGCACGGUGCUGCACCAGCUCUCCAGCCACACAGGAGCAGUGUGCCAGGCCGCUUUCAGCCCCGACAGUCGCCACGUGCUCAGCACGGGAGAAGACGGUUGUGUGAAUGUGAUAGACGUGCAGACCGGGACACUUAUCUCUUCUCUGACAUCGGAGCAGCCCCAGAGGUGCUUCAGCUGGGAUGGUGACACCGUGCUUGCUGGAAGUCAGUCGGGCGAGCUGCUGGUGUGGGAUCUGCUUGGAGGCAGAGUGAGCGACAGGAUCUCGGGUCACACAGGUGCCGUGACAUGUAUGUGGAUGAACGAACAGUGUAGCAGCAUCAUCACCGGAGGGGAAGAUCGACAAAUCCUGUUUUGGAAACUGCAAUAUUAAGUGCCUCUUCCUCUCCCGGAUCUGGUGACACAAACUCCCUCAGAGCCACUUUCUUUUUAAACCAGACUUUUUAAACAGAUUUACAAAAUGUGCAAUGAUCGAAGCGGAAGUUGUACCGGUUAGGAAGUCUGUCUAGCUCUAAGGCUUUCUAAAAGUAGGUGACUUCCCUUAAACAAAACUCAACUCUCAUCUUGAUAGGGUGAAGUCCACAAUUGGACUUAGAGCUUGAGUAUCUGGGAGAAAGUUACAGCUUUUUCUUGCAGGGCAUCCCGGCCCCCGCCUCCUUCCCCACCGUGCAGCAGGUACAGGUGGGAAAUUCUCACCUGCUGGGUCCAGGAUCCUCCCAGGUAAAGUGCGUGUACACGGAUGACAUCUCCUCCUGGUCCUGUUUGCAGGUGGCCUCCAGUCUGUCUCCCCGCCCACCAUUUGCUGCCUCGGAUUUUUUUAAAGUGACUAUUGAGUAUUGACUGCUCCACCAGUUCCUUGAGGAAAGGAUCUGGGGGGAACGUUAGCAGCCCAUAAUACGAUAGUACUGGUUUGCAUUUCAUUAUGGCUGUCCGACUCGGCUUAGAAUGCUUUUCUUCAUGUCUUUUCUAAGAUGACAUUAAAGUUAUUUUUUCUUAAA